This is a messenger RNA of Symbiodinium sp. CCMP2592, 564 nucleotides long. The record is from the annotation of a GenBank genome assembly. Lineage: Eukaryota; Dinophyceae; Suessiales; Symbiodiniaceae.
AUGCCCGACAGCAAGCUGAACGAUGAUCGCAUGGCCCGACAAAUCCAAAGCGAACUGAAUCCCGCCCUCUGCCGGGAGUUUCUGAACCCGGGGUUCGUGAAGAAUCGCAUCAAGUGGUGCAAGAAGCAAAGGGAGCACGAUGGGUUGGAUGAGGCCCGGGGCAUAAGUCGUGGUGAGCAGGUCUUUUGGGAUUGUGCUCACGGGCAGGGCAAGUACUACUUCCACCUUGUGGACCUGGGCAAAACGCCGGUGAUGCACGAAAAGAAGGCUUGGGGCAGGGGUUUAUAUCAGUAUGGCAAGGUUCAGCUGCCCAGUCCACUGGUUGAGGUGGUGAGCGAGUUCAACUUUCCAUUUCUGAUGGAUUAUUGUGCGACUUUUGCGGGCUGGCUGCCCACGAAACGUGAGGUGGAGGCCAUUUGCCGAAGAGCCUGUCUGCUGUGGGCACACGAAGAAUUCCGCUUGAUGCCUGACAGCCUGAACAAGCAUGAGAUUGCAGUCGGCACCUCUGCCAUCUCGAAUGUUGGUGUUCUUCAAUUCGACUGGGAACUGUGUCCACUUUUCUGA